Messenger RNA from Gasterosteus aculeatus aculeatus (three-spined stickleback), 2103 nucleotides. Lineage: Eukaryota; Metazoa; Chordata; Actinopteri; Perciformes; Gasterosteidae. The record is from RefSeq and is a predicted model, not a curated record.
ACUGAGCAGAGAGCUCCGUUACCACAGAGGAGUAUAGGAGAGAGAGAGAGAGAGAGGGGGAGACAGAGAGGAGAGAGACAGAGAGAGGCAGAGAUAGAGAGGGGCAGAAGGGGGGCAAAGAAUAGGAAGAGCAUUGUGCUCCUGCUGAGAAGGAACCCAUGUCUGGACAAAGAGCGGGGUUUACCACAGGCCGGUGCAGAAAACGUUAAGUAUCAGUUCAUUGGAGCAGACAACAGAGAGAUGAAAGAGAAGAACCCCUGGCACUCGCCGGUGGCCAUCAUCAUCACUGUGAUUGGUGUCAUAGUGAUCGUUGCCUUGGUGAUAGUGGCAGUUUUGCAGAACAGGCCCCUCGCCCAAAAGUACAAGUAUGGGAUCGUGCUGGACGCCGGUUCCUCCCACACAGCCUUGUACAUCUACGAGUGGCCGGCUGAGAAGGAUAACAACACCGGAAGAGUUGAGCAGAAGCAUUCCUGCAAAGUCAUUGGUCCCGGUAUCUCCAGCUAUGCAUCUGCUCCUCAGAAGGCAGGAGAGUCUCUGAAAGCAUGCAUGAAGGAGGCUGAGCAGUGGGUGCCCGUAAAAAGACACCCCGAGACCCCCCUGUAUUUGGGGGCUACUGCCGGAAUGAGAUUGCUAAAUAUAGAGAACAGCGCCGCGUCAGACAAGGUCUUCGAGGCCGUGGGGGAAGCGCUGCAAAAAUCCCCCUUUUCCUAUCAGGGAGCGAGAAUACUCAGCGGCCAGGAGGAGGGCGCCUUCGGCUGGGUCACAGUCAACUACUUGGAUGACCGUCUCAGCCAGGGCUUGGAAACCACAGGCGCACUUGACCUUGGCGGGGCUUCCACCCAGAUUAGUUUUGUGUCCGAUCAGUAUGACGGUUCAGAGUCACCGAGCAACGCCGUCAACUUCCGACUUUACGGAAACGACUACGAACUGUAUACUCACAGCUUCCUGUGUUACGGGAAAGACCAAGCACAAAGACUGAAGCUGGCGCACCAGACACAAUCAGGUCCAAAUGCAGUAGAAGAUCCUUGCCAACACCCUGGAUACAAUACGACAAAGAAGUACUCUGUCCUCUAUGAUAGCCCCUGCGUGUCAAACCGGAAACCACAAGGAGCUCCUGCAACCUUCCUUCACACUGGGACAGGAAACGUCAAACAAUGCCAGGACGUUGUUAAAAACAUCUUCAACUUUACUGACUGCAAAUACAGCCAGUGCUCAUUCAACGGGGUCUACCAGCCAAGUUUGCAGGGGCCAUUUGGGGCUUUCUCUGCCUACUACUUUGUGACGAGCUUCCUCAAUCUGACUGAUACGUCCGUCCCUCUGGAAGAUGUCAGGAAAAAGCUUGAACGCUACUGCGCUACCUCAUGGAGUCAGAUAGUGCAGGAGCACCCGGGCGUAAAAGAGAAGUAUCUGGCUGAGUACUGUUUCUCUGGCACGUACAUCCUCACCCUGCUGACAGAAGGAUACAACUUCACCUCAGAGAGCUACUCCAACAUUAAUUUUAUUAAAAAGAUAAAAGGCAGUGAUGCCGGCUGGACGCUGGGCUACAUGUUGAAUCUGACCAACAUGAUUCCAGCUGAGGCCCCGGACUCUCCCCCUCUGCCCCACGCCGGCUACGUAUCCAUAGUCUCCAUCUGCGCAGUAGUGAUCUUCAUCCUCCUCCUCUUCAGCCUCCGUCCUCUCUGGGCACGCCACUGCAAAAAGCAACAGAUCGUAUAAAAGAAAACACACAGACGUACGCACCGGUGGGGGAGUGAGAGCUUGUGAGUGUGUUUUACCAAUUUGUGAAUUAGAUAACUUUACACUUUCCAGCAUUUCGGGGAAGGCGAAAGGUCAACGUCUGCUGCAUAUCAACAGCACCACAGCUGAUUUAAGCUGAUUCAAGGACGUCAAGGGCAAAUGCUUUCUCUACUCUUUCGGCAGUGAGUUUUGCUUCUCUGGUUGAAGGACGUUUUUUUGGUUCAUGUGUGAGCGUGUAUGUUUGAAUUUGAAUGGGAGGUUGAGUGUGUGCUUAUCUAUACCAGUCUGCAUGUAUGUGUCUUGAGUUAUGAUGUAAAAAAAAUACUGCCCUGUAUAAAUGAAUAAAAUAACCCAUGUUUCCAUAAA